CUAAACCAGGAAGGCCCCCAACUGGACAACCGUUUCACGUAUGAGAAUGGGCCUAAUAACCCUCCAACCACGUUGACUUUUGGGCCCAACUACUUGUUACGCAACUUGUAUAAUCUCAGCCCAAUCCAGGAUUGGGCGUUGGCUACAACACUGGUAAGGCCAACGCGUUUCUUUGAUGUUCAAGAGAUCGUGUUGACGCAGAGCAAUUACGGUUCCGUGAAAAGAGUGUUCAUUGCUACGGACGUAGAUUUUGAUGUACCCAGACAAUUUCAAGAAAGAAUCGUAUCGCAGACUCCGCCAGAUAAGCUACAUCAAAUAUUGGGGUCGGAUCAUGUACCAAUGGCGUCGAGGCCUCUAGAACUCCGGAAUUGCUUGCUUGCCAUUGGUGGAAGAUAUUAG
Molecule: messenger RNA, 399 nt
Organism: Linum tenue
Lineage: Eukaryota; Viridiplantae; Streptophyta; Magnoliopsida; Malpighiales; Linaceae
Source: the annotation of a GenBank genome assembly